AUGUCCAUUCCAACAGUUAUGCGUGACACACAGUUGGUCGGACAACAUCUCUUCGAUCACACUCCAGUUGUUCGGACGGAAAUUGAGCGAUUCAUUGAGAGGUUCGAGAAAAAUGAGCGACAUCGAGAAUUUGACGGAAUACUACGAGCUAGCCAUGCACUGAUCGAAGCUGCUGAAACCCCUGUGGAAGCGCUGUUCAACACUGGUAAAAUGCAAUCAUUGACGGAGGAUAUAAACCGGCUCACGGAACGAAUACAGAAACUGUCCGAGCCCACAUAUGGCAAGGAACAUGCGGACUAUCUGGCUGAAGUGGCUAAAAAUCAAAAGGAAUGGUUGGAAAUGCGCCGAUCUGAAGCGCUUCUAAAGCUGAGAAAAUGA
Cooperia oncophora is the source of this 378-nucleotide messenger RNA. The record is from the annotation of a GenBank genome assembly. Lineage: Eukaryota; Metazoa; Nematoda; Chromadorea; Rhabditida; Trichostrongylidae.